CACGUGAAUGUUUAUUUCAAAAUUAUUGAAUGAAUAGUAAACAUGCAUACUUUAGCAAAUAAAAUUUCACUGUUCUUUCUUUAUAUCUAUAUAAUUUCCAUAACAUUGUUUCAUAUUUCUUCCGCAAGUGAUUCUCAGUGUUCACCAUUGAAAAAUUUGAAAUGGAAUAAAAACAAACAGAAAUGUGUUGAGUGUCCAAGUUGCAAUCCAGGUUUUUUCAGAAACUCACAGAGCCGUAUACAAGACGUACAGGCAAACAUGGUGCGGAAAGAUGUAUACGAUGCAGACCAUGUCCAGAGGGAAGGUAUUCCAGAAACGGAUACGGCGAAUGUUCCAGAUGUGUGGUAAAUUGUACAGAGCUUUACAGAGAAUUUGCUGAACCCUGCACUAAAGUCCGUGAUGCAAAAUGUGGUAGUUGUUUAAAUGGAUUUUAUGACAUGUUCAGAAACACACAGUUUCCCUGCGCACCGAAGCCGCAGAGGCGCAUAUUAAAACCACCGAAGAAACCUUCGAGCAAACCGCAAGAGCUCUCAAAUGAAGAUCUGAAACCUCCAGCCGGCAGUAAGAGCGAAGUAGAAGGUUCUUCGAAGGAGGAUGCAGACAAUGGAAUUAAUGAUCAUUCGAAGGAGAUAUCUAACUUGACAAUAGAACUGAUAGUUGCUGGGGUAGCUGGAUUCUUGCUUGUUUCAUCCUUGGUGGGAUUUGCAGUAUUUAAGAUCCAUAACAGAACUAGAAGAACUACACGAAUGGUUGGAAAUGACUUAAAUACACAAGGUACAAGUACAUACACAAUAGUGAAUCACUUGUCUUGUGACAAUGAUAUUGAAAUGGACACUUUUGCACAUAGUGAUGAAACUGGGACAAUCCAUCAUAACCCGAUACCCCAAACCGAACCAGCAGCUGUGCGAUCCGAGCUUCAGCCUUCUGUACAACCGGAUCAACCUUCGCAUCCAAGAGCAGAAUUAUCACAUCUGCCUUCAACAAACAACUUAGACGGGAUGAUUUAUAUUCAACUUUCUGGUGGAUCAAGAGACGUUUUCUGUUAUGAAAAGCAUAAAGACAUUUGCCGCUGCAGAAUUGACAAACAGUGUCAUUGUAAAUCGUAUGACUUUUUGGAAGAUAUUUGCAUUGAAAAGUCUGACCAAUAUGUUUUAGACGUUGCAGCUAGCAUAUGUCAUGAUCCAUGUACAUUAUUUUACAAUCUUGGUUUAGAAUAUUCUAUAAUAUAUCAGGAAAAUAACUCUAGAGACAGAGAUCCAGUGAAAAUUUCACAGAAAGAACUUGUGAUAAACUUACUGAAUAGAUGGAUAGAAGUUAAACCAACUCAGACUACAUUAAAACAGUUAUCUUUAGCUCUAUGCAAAGCUGAUUUUCAUGAUAUAAAUAGUAAACUUUAUGAUUUGUAUAUUCACUAUAACGAUAUAACUAUGCAUUGAUAUUAUUCAAUCUUUAUCGAUUAUAUAAAAAAGAACUUUAACAGUAAUAUUUGCAUUGCCUGUGACUGAGUACCAUCAUUUCGUUUCUUAUGAUAUUGUGUUUUUAAUGAUAUUACAAGCAUUGCAGUAGAUGUAACCAGUCGCAAAAAAUCGUAUAAAUCUUUA
This is a messenger RNA of Mercenaria mercenaria, 1601 nucleotides long. RefSeq lists its product as uncharacterized. The coding region runs from base 438 to 1436 and encodes 332 amino acids. Lineage: Eukaryota; Metazoa; Mollusca; Bivalvia; Venerida; Veneridae. The record is from RefSeq and is a predicted model, not a curated record. The transcript has 6 exons.